Messenger RNA from Acanthopagrus latus (yellowfin seabream), 3421 nucleotides. It is a transcript of the gene lgi2a, whose product is annotated as leucine-rich repeat LGI family, member 2a. Gene Ontology annotation, biological process: inhibitory synapse assembly. Gene Ontology annotation, molecular function: protein binding. The coding region runs from base 252 to 1871 and encodes 539 amino acids. The record is from RefSeq and is a predicted model, not a curated record. NCBI's taxonomy places the organism in Eukaryota, Metazoa, Chordata, Actinopteri, Spariformes, Sparidae. The transcript is spliced from 8 exons.
GUUCUUGGUUUCUUCUUCUUCUUCUUCUUUUUUUUAAAUCGGUGUAUGGUGCGUGGCUGUUUAACCAAGCGCCCUCCGACUGGAGCUCUGACUUAAUAAAUAAUUAAAGUGGACGGAGCGGAGCUGCAGCUGAUUUGCUGAUGUCAGGGAGCCAGUGCAGCAUUUCAUGGUGCAGGGUGUAAACGCGCGGUGCCAUCUGCCUCGAUCGGUGCUCCUCAGCAAACCUCACACAUGCGAGCCCGGCAAGAAAGAUGCUGCCAACUCUCAAGAUCUGGGCAUUGUUCUGCGUGUCGCUGUGCUGCCUGUCUCAGCCGGGUCAUUUGAAGAAGGCUUUCCGAUGCCCUUCAACAUGCAGCUGCUCCAGGGAGUCGAUCAUUUGCGUCGGGUCCUCCUAUGUCCCGAGGAUCACCCCCUACGACAUCAGCUCUCUGAGUAUCGUCAAUGGGACUUUCUCCGAGGUCAAGGAGGCAAUGUUCGCUCACAUGCCAUCUCUCCAGCUACUGCUUUUGAAUUCCAAUUCUCUCACAACUGUAAGGGAUGAUGCAUUCUCAGGCCUUCCACAUCUGGAGUAUCUGUUCAUUGAGAGUAAUAAGAUAGAGACCACGUCCAAAUAUGCCUUCAGAGGACUCAGGGACUUGACUCACUUGUCUUUGGCAAACAACAACAUAAAAGCUUUGCCCAGGGACCUCUUCAUUGACUUGGAUUCACUCAUAGAGCUGGACUUGCGAGGCAAUGCCUUUGAGUGUGACUGCCGCGCCAAGUGGCUGAUGACGUGGCUGAAGAACACCAAUGCCACGGUGUCGGAUGUCGUGUGUGCCGGACCGGAGGACCUGAAGGACAAGAGACUCAAUGAUAUGACCAGUCUGCACAACGAAUGCAUCUCAACGGAUUUCGUCCUCCAUCAGUCCGUAGCAUCUGAGUCUCUCUCUGUAGACACAUUCAGCUAUAAGAACGAUGUCUAUGUGACCAUUGCUGCCCCCAGCACUGACAACUGCAUGGUUUUCCAAUGGGACCACAUAGAAAUGAACUUCAGGACGUAUGAUAACAUCACAGGUCAGUCCAUCGUGGGCUGCAAGUCAGUUGUCAUCCAGGACCAGGUGUUUGUCAUCGUGGCUCAGCUCUUUGGUGGUUCCCACAUCUACAAGUUCGAUGAGGACCAAAGCAGGUUCAGCAAGUUCCAGGACAUCGAGGUGUCCAAGAUCUCCAAGCCCAAUGACAUCGAGGCAUUCCAGAUUGGUUCUGACUGGUUCUUUGUGAUUGCUGACAGCUCAAAAGCGGGUCUGUCCACCCUAUACAAGUGGAACGAUAAGGGCUUUUAUUCCUACCAGUCGCUGCACGAGUGGUACCGCGAUACAGAUGCAGAGUUCUUGGACUUGGAUGGGAAGGCCCACCUUAUCUUGGCAAGCCGCUCACAGGUGCCCGUGAUCUACCAGUGGAGCCGGAGCAACCAGAAGUUUGUCCUGCAGGGCGAGAUCCCCAACAUGGAGGACGUUGUAGCUGUAAAGCACUUCCGGAUCAAGGAGGAGCUCUACCUGGCUAUGACACGUUAUAUCGGUGACUCCAAAGUUCUACGCUGGGGUGCCAAACAAUUUGCAGAGAUCCAGGCUUUGCCCUCUCGAGGCUCCAUGAUUCUCCAGCCGUUCCUUUUCAAAGAACGUUACUACCUGGCCCUGGGAAGCGACUACACCUUCUCGCAGAUCUACCUGUGGGAUAAUGAAGAGAAACUCUUUGAGCGCUUCAAGGAGGUGUACAUCCAGGCGCCGCGCUCCUUCACUGUGGUUUCCACUGACCGCAGGGACUUCAUCUUCACCUCGAGCUUCAAGGGAAACACGCAGAUCUUUGAGCACAUCAUCAUUGACUUGAGCUUGUGAGGGGCUGUGCCUUAUUGCCUGUCCUGCAAUCGAACGUCUUCCACUCAAAAGAUAUAUUUGUGAAGAGAACAGACUUAAUGAACUGACAAAUAUCAAUUCCUACAUAGUUUUCUGUCACAAAUAAGAGCCGGGUCAAGUAGUGUUUGGAAUCCCGUCAGUUUCUCAAUGGCCUUGUCCUGUUAUCUGUUCUCAUGGCCUCUCAGACUUUCAGAGAUACGACCAUUUCACAAAGAACGAGAGGGACAGUCAAGAGGGUGGACACUCGUACAAGGCAGCUGGUUAUUCUCCUGAUAAUCCAGCCGACACUCCUGGGGUUGGAAAGAUUUGAAAUACAAUUUGAUCUAUUUGGAUGUCUACAUUUCGGUUUAAUCUCCCCCGUGCUAAUGGUUUUAUACCCCAAAAAUAUACACCAGGACCUGAGAGAAGGAUCAUUGUACUACUGAGGGUGAAGCAGGUGUGGUUGCCACUUACCUCAUGUCCUCUUACCCUGUGGUAAUGUACAGUAUGUUGCCUUAUCAGCACUGGGGUUCUGUGUUCUGAUGGGCCCACAGUGCCUCCCUCUGGCCGUGAUAAUCUAUCACACCCCUUUGCUUUUUCCAUACAGGGAAUGUCUUGAAAGCACAAACCUUUAAUGAUCUUAGCUGAGACCCCAGCUCUUAGAGAGAGGUUGUUAAGUGGGAAAAGUUACUGUAGGUGCUAUAAAUUAUGUUGCGUACAGUAAAAGAAAAAAAAAAAAAAACGAGAACGUGUUUUGUUGUUUUUGGAGGUGAAAUAUUCAGGACUGGAUAUAGCUAAUGCCUUUUUAGAAAAACACAUAUGAAUGGAAAAAAAAAAAUCCCCAUUUAGGUAGGAAACUUUUCAGAGGAAAUAUAAGUUGCCAAGCAGAUAGAAGCUCUUUUUAUCCAUUCAGUGGGAAUGACCUGUGUUUAGGUGAUGUCAGGGAAUUGAACCUACUAACGAGUUUGAAAAAAGAACCACUGUUGUUGGACUACUGAUAUUUAACUUUUAUUUUUAGGCUACAACUUUGAAAAAAAAAAAAAAAAAUACAGGCUCCUCACAGCAGAAGUCAGCGGACACCAAUAAAGUUGAUGGAAACAAUUUGUUCAUGUAAAUAUAUCCACUCGAGUUGAGAGGCUUUUUCAGUCUGUCUUUUUGUUCUUUGAAAAUACUGAAUGUUGACUUACAAACUAUGACAUGUACAUAAAACGAGGACUGCAAUGCCACUACCUGUCUGUCACACAGAAGUCUGAACUGAUCUUUGCACUUACUUUGAAAAAAAAUAAUGUUACUGCAGCUUGCAAGAGCAUGACAUUCAAAAAAGGGUGUUUGCCAACUUCUUUUUAAUGAACCUAAUAAACAAGAAGUCUAAAAGUGCUUCUACUCAUAAAGUGAAUGGUAUUGCAAAGAAAAAAAAACAUAAUGGAAUAUGCAAGCUUUACAACAUGCAGAUUCUUUUGUAUGAUUUUUGUUUUAAGCAUAUUGAAUGUUACUCUCAAAGUAUACUGUACAUUUAGUCAGCUGAGUAUCAAAAUAAAUGUGUAAAAGUAUGA